This is a messenger RNA of Engraulis encrasicolus (European anchovy), 2950 nucleotides long. RefSeq names its product immunoglobulin superfamily containing leucine-rich repeat 2 (gene islr2). Gene Ontology annotation, molecular function: protein binding. The record is from RefSeq and is a predicted model, not a curated record. The coding region runs from base 81 to 2204 and encodes 707 amino acids. The transcript is spliced from 2 exons. NCBI's taxonomy places the organism in Eukaryota, Metazoa, Chordata, Actinopteri, Clupeiformes, Engraulidae.
CUUGCAUAUCGAUCCAGCGUUAUAUGAGAUCACUAUUGCUAUUCAAAGAAACUUAGGCUAAACUUCUGAAAGGGACUGAAAUGGACUCCAGGUGCCUGCUAUUUCUUAGCUUGUGGACUGUGACUAUUGGCACAGCGCAGGGGUGCCCUGAGCCAUGUAACUGCAUGGAUAAAUUCUCCGUGCAGCUCGCAGACUGCGCGUCCAAAGAUCUGCUUUCUGUGCCCGUGGGUCUGCCAUCCAAUGUGACGACCCUCAGCCUGUCUGCAAACAAGAUCCAGGUGCUCAAGUCCAAGAGUUUUAUCAAUGUCACCUUGAUUACCUCUCUGUGGCUGGGGCACAAUGCCAUUGUCACCGUGCAGCGGGACACACUGGCACCGUUGGUCAACCUAAGGAAUCUGGAUAUCAGUCACAAUAAAAUCGUUAACUUUCCAUGGGAAGACCUGGUCAACCUCACUGCCUUGCAACUUCUGAAAAUGAACAACAAUGAGAUGGUACAUCUGCCCAAAGACGCUUUUCUCACCCUCCGAGAACUGAGGUCUCUCCGUAUAAACAAUAACAAGUUUGCCAUCAUUGCGCAGGGCACUUUCGAGUCCCUGAGUUUGUCUCAUCUCCAGAUUUACAACAACCCUUUCACUUGCUCCUGCAGCCUGGAGUGGCUUAGGGACUGGAUCAAAAGUUCCAAAAUUUCCGUGCCAGAGCAAGAGAAUAUAGCAUGUGAAUUACCCGAGAACCUGAAAGGGGUCUCUGUGGUCAAGAUGCCCAACAUGGAUUGCAAGGCCCCUACCGUUUCCAUCACAUACCAACCCAACAUUGAGAAUACCGAAAUUCACGAGGGGCAGUUGGUCAUUCUGAACUGUGAGACCAAAGGCAGCCCGAUGCCAGAGAUGACGUGGGACGUGGAGAGUGGCAAACUGCACUUUCAAUUCGCAUUGCCCGCCAUCGUGGAAAACCAGGAUGUUCCGAUCAACGACGCGACAACAAACACACGCUUUCAGGUGUUCCGAAAUGGCACCCUAAUCAUCCCAGGCAUGAGCAAGAAGGAAGAUGGCAACUACACCUGCUCUGCCUCCAAUGAAAUGGGAACAGCAAACACCACGGUGAAAGUGGUGAUGGCUGGCGCCCAGAAACACAUCCAGACCUCCAUGCUGGAUCCUACUGCUGGCAAGGGGCGCCCUGUCCUCACCAAACCCGGGCCAAAGUCCUCCAUCAACAAUGUCAUCAACCGAGACAAAUCAGGGGAAAAGCCAAAACUGUUGCCAACCGGGUCAACGUCUGUCACGGCGGACACGGAGAACGCAAAGGAUUUGCCCUUUGACAAAUGUGGUAUAAACGACGGCACGCACUACGUAUCUAAUGAAGCUUUCAAUAGCACCCUGGGUCAGAUUAAACAGUACACUUUCGAGUUCGGGGUGAUAGCCCUGGAGGUGUCAGAGACAGAGGCCAAGGUGCAGCUCAACCCGCUGCAGAUGGCCAACAGCAAGACCAACCUCCAGAUGAGCCACACCCAAGACCUGCAGACCGUUGAAAAGGAGCCGUUUAGCCUGACUCAGACCAUCACCAAGAAGUCCACUUUGGAUCGGCUCUACCUCUGUGUGAGCACAGGCAACGGUCACUCAAUAGUGGAGACAUCCACGAUUAGAGAGGGUAUCAACGCAUACCGUUUUGGUGGCUUACAGCCCGGUACCACUUACACACUCUGUCUCUCAGAUGCGAGCAGGGAGUGCCAGGUCCAGGUUGUAUUUACCACCAGAAAGAAAAUUCCCUCACUGCUUAUAAUUGUGGUAGUUAGUAUUUUCUUGCUGGCCAUGGCUACCGUGCCCCUGCUUGGUGCCACCUGUUGCCACCUGCUGUACAAGUACCAGGGUAAAACCUAUAAGCUCAUAAUGAAAACACAGAAUCCCGACCAAAUGGAGAAGCAAAUAACACAUGACUUUAACCCAAGGGCCUCUUUCGUCGAGUCAGAUAAGAAUUUUAACCCGAGUGAGCUGGGUGACGUGGAGGGUGAGGCGGACGGCGAGGAGGAGGAUGACGGUGAAGGUGAGGUUGAGGGCAGUGUGGUUACAGAAUCCAUUCCCGGCUCGCAGUCCAAAACGCAGGAGGAAUUUGAGGUUGGCUCAGAGUACAGUGAUAGGUUGCCCUUGGGCGCGGAGGCUGUGAAUAUUUCAGAGGAAAUUAACGGCAAUUACAAGCAGUCUGGGCGUUAAGUCCCUCUCUCAUUACCCGUCAAAUAUCUUGUAAAAUAUAAACUAAUGAUAACCUACUAUCAACCAGAAAAUCUACCAGUUGUUCCACGUGUAAUCGCCAUAACAACGGCGGUUUGCCUAGUUUACCUCAAUACAGUGACAAACGUUAUGGCCAAACUAUGUAAAUGCUUUGUAUAUGACAGGCAGAGUGAGCGCUCUAGAAUGAGACUGAGCGCUCCAGGGAGAUGGGCGAAUUCAACCACUUUGGAAAGGCAAACCGAUAUGAACACAGACUGUGUAUAUUAAACAAACGAAAAUGUGGGGAAGCCAAAAAAUAAAAGUUGUUUGUCAUCAGUGUUUACACUUUCACCGUGUGGAAGGAAACGAAACAAAGGGCGUAGGCAAGCUUAUUACGUGUGGGUCAGCGUUCGCUUCAGCAGUUUCAUUGCUGGACAGCGACGGCACAUAAGCACAGGUCCAUGCACUGACUGUUCGUUCCAUUGUUCUUCAAGACCUUAGGCAAAUUUCACUUUACCUGUUGUCACGGCAUGUACAGUGCUUGGAAAAAAGUUGAUCCAAGCCAGUUUCAACUGACGUCGUUAAAUGUAAUGUGAGACUCUAGAAAGUGUGACUUUAACCUCUUUUACGAACGGGUGCUAUCCCCCCACCUCUCUGGGUUGAUUCUGAACGUGUCCUUUCUCUUUGAGAUACUUGUUCGUGGCAUGUCACACAUAAGUAUUUUAAUGUGUGUUCGUUAGAAAAUAGGA